AUGGACGAAAGUGAAACUGGAAAUCAUAAUAAUAAUAAUUUAAAACAACAUGGAAAUCAUUUAUCUGGUGCUGCACCUCAAGCAUCAACUGUAUCGAUUGUACCAAGUGAUAUACGUACAGGAGGACGAGGUGCAGGUUUAGCAACAAGUGUUAAUAAUAAUAAUUUAAUAACAGCAGAUAAAUCGAAUGAAACAACAACAACAACAUCGACAUCAGCGGCUCUUACGAGUAGUUCAGGACCCAAUGCAAUGCUUAUGGUUGGACCAAAUUUUCGUGUUGGAAAACGAAUUGGUGCAGGAAAUUUUGGAGAGAUUCGAUUAGGAAAAAAUUUGUAUAAUAAUGAACAUGUGGCAAUUAAACUAGAACCGAUGAAAUCUCGUGCACCACAACUUCAUCUUGAAUAUCGAUUUUAUCGACAACUUGGAGCUUGCGAAGGCGUUCCACAAGCACAUUAUUUUGGACCAUGUGGUAAAUAUAAUGCAUUAGUAAUUGAAUUACUUGGUCCAUCACUUGAAGAUUUAUUUGAUACUUGCGAUCGAAAAUUUUCACUGAAAACCGUCCUUAUGCUUGCAAUACAAUUGAUUAGUCGAAUGGAAUAUGUUCAUUCAAAAAAUCUUAUUUAUCGAGAUGUUAAACCCGAAAAUUUUCUUAUUGGACGUUCUUCUACGAAAAAACAACAUCUGAUACAUAUCAUUGAUUUUGGCUUAGCCAAAGAAUAUAUUGAUCCUGAUACUGGUCGACAUAUACCAUUCCGAGAACAUAAAAGUUUAACUGGUACUGCAAGAUAUAUGAGCAUCAAUACUCAUCUUGGGAAAGAGCAAAGUCGUCGAGAUGAUCUUGAAGCAUUGGGGCACAUGUUUAUGUAUUUUUUACGUGGUAGUUUACCGUGGCAAGGAUUAAAAGCUGAAACAUUGAAAGAACGUUAUCAAAAAAUUGGUGAUACGAAACGUGCAACUCAUAUUGAUGUGUUGUGUCAAAAUCAACCUGAAGAAUUUGCAAAAUAUUUAAAAUAUGUUCGGAAUUUGGAUUUUUUUGAAACUCCAAAUUAUGAAUAUCUUAGAAAACUAUUUAAAGAUUUAUUGGAUUCACGUAAUUAUGCAUGUGAUUAUAAUUUUGAUUGGGUAGAAAAAAUGCAACCGACUGCAACUAGAAGUACUACUGGAAAAUCUCAAUAUCCACCAGCAAAUGAUAUGCCAUCCAGUCCAACACCACGAGCAACGAAUAAGACAACUUUUAUAAAUGCUCAUCUUUCGGCAUCAACACAACAAGUACAUGGUUCAAUGCAGCCAAUUAAUAUUCCUGAUGAUGAUAAUGAACGAACCGGUCGAGAUCGAGAACAUGCACAUAUUGUCACAUCAUCAACUUUGCCUAAUGCGGAUGUUAUUAGUGAUACAAAGCGUAAAACUGUUGGCGGAAAAUUAUUUAAGAAUGACGAAUAUUCGACUAGUCAAAUGUAA
Messenger RNA from Adineta steineri, 1458 nucleotides. The record is from the annotation of a GenBank genome assembly. Lineage: Eukaryota; Metazoa; Rotifera; Eurotatoria; Adinetida; Adinetidae.